AAUUUGAACGGUUUUAUGUGUAAUAAGUUGGUAGUCUGUGUUUUCUUAUAAUCAAUGGUUGGUAUCUGUAUUAGUUCCUCUUUCCUGUUUUAACGCAACGUGAUAGAAUGACUUGCAAACGCAGAAAUAGUGGAAGGUCUAAACAUGGCCGUGGCCAUGUGAACCCUGUGCGCUGCACCAACUGUGCAAGAUGUGUUCCCAAGGACAAAGCCAUCAAGAAGUUUGUUAUUCGGAAUAUAGUUGAAGCAGCAGCUGUCAGAGACAUUACUGAAGCCAGCGUUUAUAAUCCUUAUCAACUGCCUAAGCUGUAUGCAAAGCUGCAUUAUUGUGUAUCUUGUGCAAUACACUCCAAGGUAGUGCGUAACAGAUCCAAGGCUGACCGUCGUAUCAGAACACCACCAGCCCGCAACUUCCCACGUGAUAUGUUGCGACAGGGUGGUCAGCAAGUUAGAAAGUGACUGCUUCUGACUAAAUGUGUACUUUCAAAAUAAAAUAAUAUUCUAAAA
Molecule: messenger RNA, 506 nt
Organism: Zootermopsis nevadensis
Lineage: Eukaryota; Metazoa; Arthropoda; Insecta; Blattodea; Termopsidae
Gene: RpS26
Product: ribosomal protein S26
Biological process (GO): translation
Cellular component (GO): ribosome; cytosolic small ribosomal subunit
Molecular function (GO): mRNA binding; structural constituent of ribosome
Source: RefSeq, a predicted model, not a curated record